UAAGAGGAACAAGAAGAGGCUGUUCGAGGUUGUUGGCUGCAGGUUUGCUUUGCUCCUCUGAGGCUGGAGCGUGUCAGAUUUAUAGUGUCAGUGAAGUGCUUCAGAGCCAAAGGAGGAGCGAGGAAGAGGGCUUGGUGUUGCCAUGGUGACUGGGUUUGUUAAAGAUGAUGUCUGUGUGGUUGCAUGAGGAGCGUUACUCUGCUGCAGACCGCCACAGCCUGAAGCCGUCCUGCCAAAUCUGGAGACCAUGUCUGGAGCCUACGACGAGUCCGCCAGCCUGGAGGAGACCACAGACAGUUUCUGGGAGGUCGGGAACUACAAACGCACAGUGAAGCGGAUUGACGAUGGUCACCGGCUCUGCAAUGACCUGAUGAACUGCAUCCAGGAGCGUGCCAAAAUUGAGAAAGCCUACUCACAGCAGCUGACCGAGUGGUCCAAGAGAUGGAGACAGCUGGUUGAUAAAGGGCCUCAGUACGGCACAGUAGAGCGAGCUUGGAUGGGGCUGAUGACGGAGGCAGAGAAGGUGAGCGAGCUUCACCAGGAAGUGAAAAACAACCUGAUCAAUGACGACUUUGAGAAGGUGAAGAACUGGCAGAAAGACUUGUACCACAAACAGAUGAUGGGAGGAUUCAAGGAAACCAAAGAGGCAGACGAGGGCUUCAAGAAGGCCCAGAAACCCUGGGCCAAAAAGCUAAAAGAGCUUGAGGCUGCCAAGAAGUCCUACCACAUUGCAUGUAAAGAGGAGAAGCUGGCGUCCACUAGAGAGGCCAACAGUAAGGGAGAGGCCUCCGUGACCGCUGACCAGCAAAAGAAACUCCACGAGAAAGUGGACAAGUGCAAACAAGACUCACAGAAGGCCAAGGAGAAGUAUGAGAAGGCCCUGGAUGAGCUGAGUAAAUGCACUCCGCAGUACAUGGAAAACAUGGAGCAGGUGUUUGAUCAGUGCCAGCAGUUUGAAGAGAAGAGGCUGAGCUUCCUCAGGGAGGUGCUGUUGGAUGUCAAACGCCACCUCAACCUCACAGAAGACCAAAGUUAUACUACAGUGUACAGAGAACUUGAACGCACCAUCACAUCGUCCAGCCCACAGGAAGACCUUAAAUGGUUCAGUAACAUCCACGGCCCCGGCAUGCAUAUGAACUGGCCACAGUUUGAGGAAUACAACCCAGAUCUUACCCAUAACAUCUCCAAGAAAGAAAAGUCAAAGAAAGCCAGUGAUGGAGUCAUGCUGACUAACGUCACAACAGCAGUAGAGCACGCUCAAGCUGGAGACCGCGGAAGUGUCAGCAGCUAUGAGAAAAACCAGGCCUACACGGCCUCCACAGAGUGGUCGGACGAGGACCAGACAGCCCCGAACUCAGGCAACGACACCAACGGAGGGACGAACCCCUUUGACGAAGACGUGAGCAAAGGCGUGAGAGUGAGAGCGCUGUACGACUAUGACGGCCAAGAGCAGGACGAGCUCAGCUUCAGAGCAGGGGACGAGCUGACAAAGCUGGAGGAGGAGGACGAACAGGGCUGGUGUAAAGGUCGUCUAGACAACGGCCAGCUGGGUCUUUAUCCGGCCAAUUACGUGGAGCCGAUUUAGCUUUUCCAUUUGAGGACACUUGUUUCAUCGGAGGGCAAACCCAGACUGAACCGUCCAGUCAUAACUGCACAUUGCCAGAGACUUGAAAGCAAAGCUUCCUCUUCCCGUCGGGCACAAUGAGCUGUCUUCAUCUCCGCACUCAUCACAAAGAAGAGUCUUUCAGGAUCAUCAUCAACAUACCGCAACUGAAGCAAAAUAUUUUAGUCUCUAUUGUGUUUCAGUGUGUUUGAUUUCAGACGUAACGCUAACAUGCCAUACAGUAUGUUCUCUCAUCACAGUAUUGAUAUGGUAUCGUCAGUUGUGCCUGGAUAAAGAGAAUGAGUUAUGCAUUGUGCAUUUUAUGUAUAUAUUUUAAUCUUUUUUUACAGUCUGGAUGCUUGUACAGUU
Plectropomus leopardus (leopard coralgrouper) is the source of this 1972-nucleotide messenger RNA. It is a transcript of the gene pacsin1b, whose product is annotated as protein kinase C and casein kinase substrate in neurons 1b. Gene Ontology annotation, molecular function: phospholipid binding; protein binding. Gene Ontology annotation, cellular component: plasma membrane; endosome; cytoplasm. NCBI's taxonomy places the organism in Eukaryota, Metazoa, Chordata, Actinopteri, Perciformes, Serranidae. The record is from RefSeq and is a predicted model, not a curated record. Gene Ontology annotation, biological process: regulation of endocytosis; plasma membrane tubulation; positive regulation of dendrite development.